AUGAACAUACCUUUAUACGAUAUGAACAUACCUGUAUACGAUAUGAAUGUACCUUUAUGCGAUAUGAACAUACCUUUAUACGAUAUGAACAUACCUGUAUACGAUAUGAACAUACCUGAAUACGAUAUGAACAUACCUGAAUACGAUAUGAACAUACCUGAAUACGAUAUGAACGUACCUGUAUACAAUAUGAACAUAAUUUUAUGCAAUAUGAACAUACCUUUAUACGAUAUGAACACACCUGUAUACGAUAUGAACAUACCUGAAUACGAUAUGAACAUACCUGAAUACGAUAUGAACAUACCUGUAUACGAUAUGAGCAUACCUUUAUGCGAUAUGAACAUACCUGUAUACGAUAUGAACAUACCUGUAUACGAUAUGAACAUACCGUUAUACGAUAUGAACAUACCUGAUUACGAUAUGAACGUACCUGUAUACGGUAUUAACAUACCUGUACACGAUAUGAACAUACCUGAAUACGAUAUGAACGUACCUGUAUACGAUAUGAACAUACUUGUAUACGAUAUGAACAUACCUUUAUGCGAUAUGAACAUACCUUUAUACGAUAUGAACAUACCUGUAUACGAUAUGAACAUACCUGAAUACGAUAUGAACAUACCUGUAUACGAUAUGAAUGUACCUUUAUGCGAUAUGAACAUACCUUUAUACGAUAUGAACAUACCUGUAUACGAUAUGAACAUACCUGAAUACGAUAUGAACAUACCUGAAUACGAUAUGAACAUACCUGAAUACGAUAUGAACGUACCUGUAUACGAUAUGAACAUAAUUUUAUGCAAUAUGAACAUACCUUUAUACGAUAUGAACACACCUGUAUACGAUAUGAACAUACCUGAAUACGAUAUGAACAUACCUGAAUACGAUAUGAACAUACCUGUAUACGAUAUGAGCAUACCUUUAUGCGAUAUGAACAUACCUGUAUACGAUAUGAACAUACCUGUAUACGAUAUGAACAUACCUGUAUACGAUAUGAACAUACCUGAUUACGAUAUGAACGUACCUGUAUACGAUAUUAACAUACCUGCACACGAUAUGAACAUACCUGAAUACGAUAUGAACAUACCUGUAUACGAUAUGAACAUACUUGUAUACGAUAUGAACAUACCUUUAUGCGAUAUGAACAUACCUGUAUACGAUAUGAACAUACCUGUAUACGAUAUGAGCAUACCUGAAUACGAUAUAAACAAACCUGAAUACGAUAUGAACAUGCCUGAAUACGAUAUGAACAUACCUGUAUACGAUAUGAACAUAUCUGUUACGAUAUGA
Molecule: messenger RNA, 1284 nt
Organism: Saccoglossus kowalevskii
Lineage: Eukaryota; Metazoa; Hemichordata; Enteropneusta; Harrimaniidae
Product: neuroblast differentiation-associated protein AHNAK-like
Source: RefSeq, a predicted model, not a curated record